This is a messenger RNA of Colletotrichum siamense, 1494 nucleotides long. RefSeq names its product Fumonisin cluster-specific transcription factor FUM21 (gene FUM21). Lineage: Eukaryota; Fungi; Ascomycota; Sordariomycetes; Glomerellales; Glomerellaceae. The record is from RefSeq and is a predicted model, not a curated record. Bases 1 to 1494 code for a protein of 497 amino acids. The transcript has 8 exons. Gene Ontology annotation, biological process: DNA-templated transcription. Gene Ontology annotation, molecular function: zinc ion binding; DNA binding.
AUGUCGUCACAGCAGCUAGAUGCCUUCGAGGCUAGUCACGCCGUCGCUUUACAAGCAUCUUCACAUUCCCCGCGCCAUCUUCCCAGUCUCACUCUCGAUAUGGUAAAACUGUUCUUAAACAGACGGAGAAACCUCAAUGGAACGUCCACCGAACUUAUCGCACGUCUUCUUGAAGUUGCUGAGGGGUGUUUUACAACUCAUGAAUAUCUCAGUCUGUUCGACGAUGUGAACAUACCUUCGCACCAUGUCGAUACGCACUUUCAGUUCAUCCAAGCGUUUCUUUCUGAGCCAUACCUGGGAGCCAUUUAUGUAUCGGAAAUUGAAGUAUCUCGUCUCUAUCAGGAGGUUGUCAUAGAGGGUGUCACAGAUCCGGCGAAGAGAGCUCUGGUCUUUGCGUCCAUGGCCAUUGGCAAUCUUAAUUGUUCAAAAAGCAGUCGUUCCAGCCCGACAACUAGUAAUGAUACCGGCGGGAAUUCACAUUACCAGGAGGCCUUAUUGGCAGUGGAGAAGAUGUUUGUUGCUAGGCCGUCGAUCUUGGUCUUCAAGGCUUUACUCACGACGCUUGUCGCCACAUUGCAAUACAGGGUAGAGCAAACUUCAUGCGUGUUAGGUCUCUGCGUCUCCUGCGCUCAGGCCUUGAGACUCAACAACAUGGCUGCAAUCCGUCAAUUAUGCCAGACUGACAGCGAGAUCAAUCAACUUCGACAAGCCUUCUGGCUCCUAUACUGCAUCGAAAAAGCAUUUAGAAUGCGAUCAGGACAAUUUUCUUCAAUAAGCGACGCUUUCAUCGACCAUAAUCCCUUGACCGACUGCGACAAAACCGGGACUACCUCUUCAAUUUCUCGAGAUUUCCACGCUCAUUGCCGGCUAUCUCAGCUCUGCUCUCGCAUGUCCGAAGACCUCCACAUGGCAGGGGACGCUCGUGACCCGAACUUAGUUACCAAAGUGAGCGAUCGUGCCGAGAAGUGGAUUGUGGUUCUUCAAAGAUUCAACUCAGAGGUGCUCGAGACAAAGGGGUGGGCAGAUCAUAUCUUUGCUUGGACUUCCAACAGUACACACCCCGACACAUCAAAGGUGUCGUGUCCCGUUUCCAGCUACCCAUCCAAGUUGUUUCUUUUUGAGAUGGCUCUCUUCGCCUACGGACGGCUGUUUCAAAAAGCGGGGACGGACAUUUCUCUUGACAAGUCGGAACAUAUCAUUGCGCAAUUCGCAUCCGAGGUUCUUAACGUCAUUGUCAAUAUGGAUCCCAGUACCACCAGGAUGAACCGCCACUUUAUUCAAGUCGCGGUGAGCUCAUUUUGCAUCACAGCAGCCUUUUCUCACUUGCACCCUGAUCAGGCAACGAUUUUCAAACAAUUGGUGUCAACAUUGGGUCUGUUUGCGCGAGUUUCUACGACGUCAUCCGUUGUUUCUCUGGGAAAGCUUAGCUCCGUGGUUGACAGCGUUCAACGGCUGAUGACACCAGAUACCCAGCGGAGUUCGCAAGGUGUUUAG